Molecule: messenger RNA, 918 nt
Organism: Adineta ricciae
Lineage: Eukaryota; Metazoa; Rotifera; Eurotatoria; Adinetida; Adinetidae
Source: the annotation of a GenBank genome assembly
AUGGGAUCGAAACAUUCCUCAUCAAAAUGUACGCCAACAACGAUUGAUUAUAUUCGCACGAAAGACGUUAAUAAGCUCACACGCCAACUCAGUAAACGUACAUCGUCAUUUCGAAACAAAAAGAAGCAACGCGACGAUGCAACGAAUAAUCGGCAAUCAUUGCAGCUCGAUGUUGUCAACGACGAACAACAUCGCUCAGCACUUCAUCUCGCUGCGAUCGAAGGUGAUGCUGCCAUUAUCGUCGCUCUCUAUGAAUAUAUGCAUACAGUUUAUGUCACUGAUGUACUAGGUCGAACGCCGCUGCAUUAUGCAGCUAUUUCCGGAAAUGAAGAAACAUUAACAACAUUGUUACUGUGCAAUCCUGAUGUCAAUCGAAUGAGUCAUGAUGGAACAAGUCCAUUACACGAAGCGAUUAUUCAUGAAUAUUCUCGUAUUUUUACUCUUUUGGUUCAAUACCAUGCCGAUGUAAAUCAAUUGUUUCAAAAUUAUCUUCCAGGCUUUAUCCUUGCUGUGUAUCUUCAACGACGAAGUAUUAUUGAAUUAUAUCUUCGUCUUGGCACCGAUCCGAAUGUUGCCGAAACAAACUUGAACCGAACGGCUCUUCAUUAUGCUGCUUAUUUUCAUAAUAACACAACAAUUUUCCAUUUGCUUCUGUCGUCAAGUGUUUAUCAUACAAUUGAUAUUAAUGCUCGAGAUGAUAAUGGAUUCUCUGUGCUUGAUUACGCACGGGCAAACAUUCAUGGUUGUACAGAAUUCGUUGAUUUAUUGUUACAAAUUAGUGUUUUCGAUCCUAAUCGUGGCGAAAUAUCCAUUGAUGAUAUCGAGAUCGAAAAGCCGAAUAUAAAGCAAUAUCAAUCGUCGCAUGAACUUUCGUCAUUGAAGAAAAAAGGAAAACAAGAAAAGAAGUCGAAGAAAUAA